AUGCUUUCCCUUCGCUCCCUGAUCGUCCUUUUCGCGCUUUUGGCCGUCGCCCUCGCGUGUGCUCCACACAUGCCGAAGCGCGAGGUUCAGCACGGAUACUGCAAGUUCUAUGGUCAGUUUCAAGACUAUCUAACCCUUUUCGACAUCUUUUUUUCAGUCGAUGGAACCAGUGACACUGCGUCAAGCCGUAAGAAACGAGAAUCUGGGGAGGAGUCCGAGUCUGGCGAGUCGACGACCAAGUACAAUCGAUCGAAGAAGAAGAAGGACACCGAUUGCUACGAGUACGAAGAUGGGACGAAGGACGCGGGAGCCACGCUCGACGAGGGAGUCACUUACAGUAAGACCCGAUUACUGUACAUUUGAAUGUGUGACCUAAACAAAUCUUUUCAGCCGUCACUGUUACCAAGUCCUAG
Caenorhabditis sp. 36 PRJEB53466 is the source of this 413-nucleotide messenger RNA. NCBI's taxonomy places the organism in Eukaryota, Metazoa, Nematoda, Chromadorea, Rhabditida, Rhabditidae. The record is from the annotation of a GenBank genome assembly.